AACAAAAAAUCAGUUGCUUCCUUUUUUGCAGCUCUUUCUUUUAUGGAUAGAUUUUUUCUAUUCCACUCUGUUCAUCUCUCUCUCUGUUAAGGCCAUCACUAUCUCUUUCACCCACCGUUUCAUGACAACGAAGCUUCUACCGGCGAUCCCUAGAAGAACCCCUCUCCGCCACUUCCUCCUCCGUCCGAUUCUCAUUCUGCCCCAUCAUGGAGGUCCUCUUCCCUCCUCCCUCUUUCCUCAGAGAUCGGACCGCCACUUCUCCUCCUCCUCCUCCGCCGCCGCCGCUCGAGCAUCGCCUUGAUUUCAGAACUUUCGUUUCCGGUAAAGCUCCGGAGGAGGAUGAAAUCGAUUACCGUUCUGAUUCCUCUUCGUCGAUCGGAGUUCCUGAUGAUGAUAGCGACAACGAGAGCGUUUCAUCCACUGGAGGAGAUCGUGAGGAAGUUCGGAGUAAAUUAAAUGCAGGAUUCGUCUCUCUUGGAUCGUUGGAAGAGUCUCUUCCGAUUAAGAGAGGCUUAUCGAAUCAUUUUUCUGGAAAAUCGAAAUCGUUUGUGAACCUAGCAGAGGCGAAAUCAGUGAAAGAUAUUGAGAAACCUGAAAAUUCAUUCAAUAAGAGAAGACGAGUUCUGAUUGCGACGAAAUUGGCCAAGAAAUCGUCGUCGUUCUACACAUGGCCAAACCCUAAGUCGAUGCCUCUGUUAGCGCUGAGAGAAGAAUACGAUGACGACGAUGAAGAAGAAGAAGAAGAAGAAGAAGAAUCACGUGCUCCAUAUUCUUCCGAGGAAGACGAAGAACCGAAAGGAAAAAGAGUUACAGAUUUUCAUGAGAGGAAAUCGAUGAGCUUCAAGUCAAGAAGCUUUUCUAUGGCGGAUCUGCAACAGCAGCACCAUGGUCUUGAUUGACAACAGUAAUCCAUAGCCUUUACCCUUCUUUUUUCUUUUUUGUUUUUGGAUUAAAUAUAUUUGUUUCUUCUCCUUCUAUUUUCUUUUUCACUUUGAUUUUAUUUUCUCUUAAUAUGUGUGUACACACCUAUCCAUCGUAAAUAAAAUGUUUUUUUUUUAAUUGCAAA
Molecule: messenger RNA, 1066 nt
Organism: Benincasa hispida (wax gourd)
Lineage: Eukaryota; Viridiplantae; Streptophyta; Magnoliopsida; Cucurbitales; Cucurbitaceae
Product: KID-containing protein 1-like
Source: RefSeq, a predicted model, not a curated record